Messenger RNA from Triticum urartu, 1334 nucleotides. Its product is annotated as cyclase-like protein 1. NCBI's taxonomy places the organism in Eukaryota, Viridiplantae, Streptophyta, Magnoliopsida, Poales, Poaceae. The record is from RefSeq and is a predicted model, not a curated record. Gene Ontology annotation, molecular function: arylformamidase activity.
GUCAACCGAACUCGGUCCGUACUUAUCGGCAGCCCCUUGUCCCAUCCAGACUUCCGGUACCACUGUACUGUACCAAUGCCAGAGCAGCAGUUUCCUGGUACUACCAUCACUCCCCACUCCCCAGAGUCCACGGAGUCCAGCGUGAGCGCUCGGCGCAGCAAAUCGGCAGCCAUGGCCGCGGCGGCUCUCACCCUCCUGCUGCUGGUGCUCCUCCCGGCGCGCCAUGCUCUCGCCACGGCGGCCGGCGACGCGCACCCGGGCUACGCGGGCGCGGAGGCCGACACCUGCGGGGCGGCGCCCGGCGGCUCUCCCCCUUCCGGAGGAGGCGCGGCAGGCCGGCGCCACGGCCCGGCGCUGGAGGAGUACGGGGGCGGGCGCAUCGUGGACAUCACGCACGCGUACCGCCCCAGCAUGCCGGCGUUCGCGCCCGGCGCGACGGUCGGCCCCCUCGUGCGCCUCAAGGCGUCCAUGGAGGACGGGUCGGAGUACAACCUGUCGGAGCUCCGGAUGGAGUGCCACAUGGGCACCCACGUCGACGCGCCGGGCCACAUGAACCAGGCCCACUUCGCCGCCGGCCUCGACGUCGACACGCUCGACCUCGAUGUCCUCAACGGUCCUGCCUUACUGGUCGAUGUUCCAAGACACACAAAUAUAACAGCUGAAUCCAUGAAAUCCCUAAAUAUACCGAAAGGUGUUCGUCGUGUUCUCUUCAGGACAUUGAACACAGACAGGGGGCUCAUGUGGAAGGCAGCUGGUGAUAUGAGUUAUGUUGGAUUUACAGAGGAUGGUGCACAGUGGUUAGUUGACAACACGGACAUCAAGCUAGUUGGGAUUGACUAUAUAUCAGUUGCUGCAUUUGAUCAUUUGAUCUCUGCCCAUGUGGCCUUCUUCAAAAAUGCGGAUAUCAUCCUAGUCGAAGCCCUGAAACUAGACAACGUGAAGACUGGACUAUACACGCUGCACUGCUUACCUCUGAGACUGGUUGGCUCUGAGGGCUCACCAAUUAGGUGCAUUCUUAUCAAGUGAUCACCCAUGGUGCAUUCUUAUCCGAGUGGCUGCUCUUGCCAAAGGCCGCAACGUAUCGUGCCCGCAGAUGCUACAAUAUCUUUGUCCACGGUCCGUCCUAGUGGAAAAAGAGAAUGCCUCUUGUCAUGCAUACAAGUUUGUAUUGUAAAAUGAACAAAAGAAAUAUAGCAGUACUACGAAUAAGCAAGUACUGCAAGACAGACUUAUAGCGACUCGUGUCAGUCUGUAACCAAUGAUGAACCACACGAAUUUGUUAGCUGUAUAAUUUCCAACCGGGUUCAGUAAUUUUCAAGUGCAUCUUCCUCUCA